AUGGCGAGAUCCAGUGUCGCCGGCUUGGCGCCUUUCCUCCUCCUCCCUCUCAUCCAACCCUCCUUCGGCCUCUUCACCGGCGGCGGCCUCACCAUUCUGUCCCAAAACAACCUGGACGGCGCGGCCAACAACGGCUCUGCGGCCAUUUUGGUGCACCAGCCGUCGCCGUUCAGCGCCGCCGCCACGAGCUGCACGCUGCUCGGCGAGACACCUGUGGGCGCCUCGAAUGACCAUCUCCUCCAAAAUUUGGCCUACCAGGCGUACAGAGGCGCGGCCCACGACCAACAGUACUGGGUGGCCAAGGAGACGGCCGACUCGGACUCCUGCCGCUCCAUCAAUGCGGCGGGCAACGUCACGACCACCGACUGCUUGACGCCGCUGCCGAUCCUCUGCACGCAGUCGGCGCCCGUGUCCAACUCGUCGACGGCAGACACCGAAAAUGGCGCGGAAUGGCGCGUCGUGCAGUCGGUCAACGGCACGCUGCUGACGGGCUACCGCGACCUGCACGUGUGGAAGUUCCGGGGCGUGCGGUACGCGAAGCCGCCGGCGCGGUUCACGUAUGCCGAGAAGGCCGAAUUUGCCAUCCGCGACGAGCCCGUCCUCGCGGUCACGGCGGGCGCCGACUGCGUGCAGCCCAUUGGCGAGGUGCGCAGCGGCAGUAGCGAAGACUGCCUGUUUGCCAACGUGUGGACGCCGCACCUCCCGGCGAUGGGCGACGAGACGACAGCGGAGGCGACGAACGGCACAACAAACAGCACGACGGCCCUCCGUCCCGUGAUGCUGUACCUGUACGGCGGCGGCUUCACGUCCGGCUCGGGCAAAAACCCCAACACGGACGGCACGAACCUGGCGUCGCGCGGCGACGUCGUCGUGGUGUCGGUCAACUACCGCGUGGGCAACGCCGGGUUCCUGGCGUUUGACGACGGCGUGCACCGCGGCAACUACGCGCUGAGCGACAUGGUGGCGGCGCUCGAGUGGGUGCGCGACUAUGCGCGGUACUUUGGCGGCGACGCGUCGCGGGUGACGCUGUUUGGCGAGUCGGCCGGCGCGCAGGCCACGCACAUUCUGCUGGGGUCGCCCAAGGCGCGGGGGCUCUUCCACCGAGCCAUUCUGCAGUCGGACCCGCAGGGCUACCCGCGCAACGGGCGGUUUGCGUGGAUGCAGUACGACACGCCGGCAGCGAGUUUCCGGGGGCGGACGACCAAGGUGCUGGCCGAGGCGGGCUGCAGGGGGACAAACACCACGACGAACACGACCACGAACACGACCGCCGCCAUUGCCUGCCUCGCGCGGCUGUCCGGCUUUGCCCUGACCAACCUGACGACCAACGUCAACGGCGCCGUCGUGGACGGCGUCUACCUGACGGAGCCGUGGCUCGUCGUCAACGGGACGGGCCGCCACCCGAACCUGGCCGGCAACAUCAGCGUCAUGACGGGCGUCAACCGCGACGAGGCGGGCGUGCUGGUCGACGACUACCCGGGCAACGCCACCACCUUCGCGGCGUACCUGGCGGGCCCGGUCGGCACGCAUUUCGGGCUGCCCGCCAGCGCGACGGCCCAGACGGCCGCGGACGCCGCCGUCGCGUCUGCGUUUGGCGUCGCGGCCAACGCCACCGACCCGGCGCGCAUCUUCAACGCCAGCAUGGCCCUCGCCACCGACGGCGAGUUUACCUGCUACGACCUGGCCAAGGCGUACUCGGCCGCGCGGCACCGCACGUUCCGCGCGACGUACGCCUUCCAGUUCAACCGCACCUACCAGACCGCCGGCUACACCAAGCCCUGGUGCGUGCCGCCGGCGACGCCCGCGCGCGUCCACGGCGACCCGGACGCCGAGUACUACAAGUGCCACGCCGGCGAGCAGAUGGUCGUCUUUGGCACCGAGGCGCGCGCCGGGCGGCCCGACCGCGACGGCCUCGACGUGCCCUUUAUGCAGCUCGUCGUCGACUACUGGGCCGCGUUUGCGCGGACGGGUGACCCCAAUCCGCCGGCCGACUAUCUGGCCGUGCGCGGCCACGCGGCGACCCUCCAGCAGACGCGGGCCACGGGGCCCUGGACGCCCGUCGACGCCGCGGCCCCGACCGUGCGGCUGCUGCAGUGGAACGGCGCCCAGGUGCCGUUUGGCAAUGCAGACCGCUGCAAGGCGCUGGGCAUUCCCUUGGAUACACUGGAGACGUACAACAGGGCAUGA
Sporothrix schenckii 1099-18 is the source of this 2187-nucleotide messenger RNA. RefSeq lists its product as uncharacterized. Lineage: Eukaryota; Fungi; Ascomycota; Sordariomycetes; Ophiostomatales; Ophiostomataceae. Bases 1 to 2187 code for a protein of 728 amino acids. The record is from RefSeq and is a predicted model, not a curated record. The transcript has a single exon.